GCUAGGGGACCGUGGACAGCUCCGGUCUGAGGAACAGAGUAACGUAGGAGGAGGAGAGGGCUGGAUAUGGGGAAGCCAUCGCACAGGCCCGUACGAUUGAGGUAAAAACACUUUUUUUUUUUUAUGUACACACACCGGGGGAAAUACACAAAGACACGGAGCUGGAGAGGUCGGAGAACGGGGAAACAACCGCGGAAGUGAAGGAAAAGGGGGAAUACGGCUACUGACCCAUCCCGGCGCAUCAGGGGAGAAGCAGCGAAAGAAAGGAGGAGAAGGAGACCUAAUUCCGCUCGACCUGAUGGACUGAGAGGACAGAUGAAUGAAGACUGCCUACACUAACGCUUAUAGAUGCCUGGCCAAGGACCUGGACGCUUAUGCCAUGAACACCGACAUGACAAUGGACGGCAUUGGCAGCCUGCAUGGCGGGGUGGCGGUGAGCUCCGUGGCCCCUGAUGCGGAGCUGAUGAGCGGCCAUAGCCCGCACCACGGCCGAGGAAGCUCGUCGGUAGCGGCGGCGGCGGCGUCCACCCUGCGGAUACACCAGGACCUGGCCGCCGCCGCCGCGUCAUCCCGCUCGGCCAUGGUGUCCGGCAUGGCCACGAUACUUGACGGCAGCGGGGAGUACCGGCCGGAGCUGUCCCUGCCGCUGCACCACGCCAUGAGCGUGCCCUGCGACACGUCCUCUCCGGGGAUGGGGAUGAGCGGCACCUACACCACCUUAACCCCGCUGCAAUCGCUGCCCCCCAUCUCCACCGUGUCGGACAAGUUUCACCACCAUCACCAUCACCACCACCACCACCAGCGGCUGUCCGGGAACGUGAGCGGGAGCUUCACCCUGAUGCGGGACGAGCGGGGGCUACCGGGCAUGAACAACCUCUACAGCCCCUACCACAAGGACCACAUGUCCGGGAUGGGUCAGAGCCUGUCCCCGGUGCUGGGCAACGGCUUGGGCUCCAUACACAACACCCAGCAGGGUCUCCAUAACUACGGCACCACGACGCACGGAAGCCACGACAAGAUGCUGAAUUUCGACGCGCACCACACCGCCUCCAUGCUGGCCAGAGGGGAUCACCACCAGCACCGAGGCCUCGGUGGCCCCGCGGCCGGGAUGAUGCCGCACCUGAACGGAAUGCACCACCCGGGGCACCCGGCCGUAUCCUCGGCGGGCCACCACCCUCACCCCCACCCCCACCUCCAGUCUCCAUCCCACGGGCCAGUGUUGGCUUCCACCAGGGAAAGACCGCCCUCCUCCUCGGGGACGCAUGGGAUGAACAGCUCGGGGCAGCUGGAGGAAAUCAACACCAAGGAGGUUGCGCAGAGGAUCACAGCGGAGCUGAAGAGGUACAGCAUCCCCCAGGCCAUCUUCGCCCAGAGGGUGCUGUGCCGCUCCCAGGGGACCCUGUCGGACCUCCUGAGGAACCCCAAACCCUGGAGUAAACUAAAGUCAGGCCGGGAGACCUUCAGGAGGAUGUGGAAGUGGCUGCAGGAGCCCGAGUUUCAGAGGAUGUCGGCCCUCAGACUGGCAGGUGGAGGUACCUCCAGUUACUCAGAGCUACCAGAGCGUCAUGAUGAUCAACACAAGUCCAGUCAGAGCUCUGAGGAAAUGCCAGCGUGCAAACGGAAGGAGCAGGACACAGCGAAGGAGCGCAACAGCACGCCAAAGAAGUCACGGCUGGUCUUCACUGACCUGCAGCGGCGCACCCUGCUGGCCAUCUUCAAGGAAAACAAGCGACCAUCCAAGGAGAUGCAGCUCACCAUCUCGCAGCAGCUGGGCCUCGAACUCACCACCGUCAGCAACUUCUUCAUGAAUGCCCGCCGCCGGAGCCUGGACAAAUGGACAGAUGACGGAGCCAGCCCUGGUGGCCAAUCUUCGGCGUCCAGCACUUGUACCAAAGCAUGAUAACAGAUGGGUGGGGCGGGACGAUGGAGGGGUUGAGGGCGUGGGUCGAGGUUUCGUCCGGAUUGAAGUGAGGAGGAAAACCAAACUUUUUAAAUUUUUUUUGUUUGUCUGUUUUGCUUUUGUCGAGAGCGACAAACUGAGAGAGGGGCUGCUCACUGUGCCGACUUGUUUGUAGCCUAACCGCCUUUUGCAAAGUCAUUGUAAAUCCAUAAAGAAGCUGAAGGGUAAACUCACUUAUAAAACAUAGAAACCUCACUGGGGAAAAACUUUUGAAUCAUAGACUUUCACUUCUGAUGUCUCCUUUAGGACAACAAGCUAUCCCAAUUACCAAAGACUAGAAGACAAUGUAUGUUUUCUAUUAUGCAAUAUAAGCUAGGAACCAACCAACCAACCAAACAAGAAAACAAUGAAAACUUUAUGAAUGCAGAAUGUGCUAGAAGCAAAUCGCUGUGGAAACUUUGUGGUAUUUUGACCCUCAAAUAUCCAAAGAUGGCAAUGACGCAUCUGUUUGGGGCAGAGUUGAAGACUUUCACAUUCAGAAGUCAGGUUUCGGAGAUUGCGCAGCCAAAUUUAGCAAGCUGUCAUAGCUGAAUUGUGAUUUAAAACAAGCUGAGGGUAAAGUUGGACUGUAAAUUAAAUACAUUUUUAAUUUUUAAGACGUAUGAUGGGGUAUUUCUCGGUCAAAAGGGACCAUGGGAUGAUCGAACGUCAAAGUUCAUUCUUGACCUUGGAAAUAGUUGACAAUAUAAUCUUAGCAUUAGGCCCAUUUACUAGCUUGGACAGAGUGUGCUCAGUAUGCUCACGGGAAAAGCUAGUGGACCUUAUGUUAAGAUUAUUUCUUCAAACAUACAAUGAUUGAUUUAUCUAAAUCAGUAGGUUGAGCAUUCACUAUUUUGCUCAAGAAACUGGUCAGUUUAUAUAUCUGUUAAGUAAUGGCUGGAUGAAAACAGUCCAACAACUGUGUUAAUUUGGCUGUGCAGUCUCCGAUUUUAACCGUCAAGUUCACAAAGAGUAACAGAAAAACCAAAGUCUGAUCAGAAUUGAAGAGUUGGCUUCCAAAAUGUUCUAUAUCCAUUUUAAAAAGGAAAUAUGUACCUGAAGUUGAUCUCUGGAACAUAUAUAUAUAUGAUCCAGGAUGUAGAUGGAUUAUUAUUUUCUUAAAUAAUGACAAAACUUCAUCUUCUUUUUAAAAAAUGACAAGAUUUCUGUAAUUUUUUGGAAAAAACUCUUCAAUUUUACCAAAAAAGAGCAACAUGUAAUGAUUUGACUCUUUAAGGGGGGGGGCAGUGAAGAUUCUAAAAGUUAGGAAAUGGCAAAAUAUGCAAGCACAAAUGCACACAGAUACACAAACAUUCACCAAGGCACAUGUAGCUUUCCCCAUAAUUUGAGCCGACAUGUAGAAUUACAAGCUUUCUCAGCAUACUUAGCAUUCAGUGGAGUAUUAGUGUAUUAUAUAUAAAUAUAUACAACCUAUGUGAGCACAAUCUUGAAGCACAUUUUCUUUGCAAUAGAACCGGGGCUCUCUGCCAAGCCGAGUGGUCUUCACAUCUUAGAAAACUCAGGACGCCAUUUUUUCUAAACAGUGGCUGAAAUCCAUUCGGCGUCUGUCAUUACACAGUCUAAUGUGCAAAUGUACAAACACACACUCUGUUGCAGACAAGCAAAUACACCUGCUAUAUAGAAACACAAACACACACACACAACUUUAAAGAGUCAUUUCCCAAACGUUCCCCAGAAUUCCCACCCUGACCUGAAAUAUUGUCAGCUAAACCAAAGCUAAGCUCCAGUUUACCCUGGCUUCACCCACCCAUCAUUUGUGUUACCAUGGUAACUGACCCAUCCAAGCAGCAGUUUCCACCUAGCAUCUUAGCAUUAGCACAGUCUUUGUUCAAUUAGAACAAAGACAUUAUUAACACUACUGAAAACUGAUGUUGUUUGAUCAUGAGAGCUGUAACUGAAAUUUUUGACUAUUUGAGCCAAAUCUAUUGACCAAAAAGUGGUAAACUAAAAGGUAGAUUUGAGACAUUUAUACAUUUUUAAUGCACAAACUCAAACACGCAUCUUCCCUACAGCAACAUCUUUCUUUCAGAGACAAAACGGCAAAUCCAGCCUGGAUUUACAGAAACACAAAAGGCUUUAUCUGAGACUUCUACCUGUGAAAAAUCCCAAAAAUAAUUUAAGAAACAUGGGGAAAGUCUCUGUUAAUAUAUAAAUGAAAAUUGUUUGGACACAACAACCACAGCAUCCAGAGAAUGUCAACAAUACCUAACAAAGCAUAAAAAAAACUGAAAGUUAAACAUAAUCCAUGUUUAAUCAAGAGAGUGCUGGGCUUCAAGACCUCCUGGGCUUUCAAUAAAUCAGCAGUAGCCACAAAACACGGUCACACACAUAUUGGUUUCUUGACCCAUUUCUGCCAAAGUUUUGUGAAAUAAGCAUGGAAAGCACAAAACAAGAGGUAGUUUGACACUUAAGGCUUCGGUAUGCUUCAAACAUGUCGUCCGACUACAUUUAUACCUCUUCCAAAUGGCCACUUUCGUGCCGUCAUAGCGAGUCAUAGUCUGAAAAAUCCUACAAAUGAAAAUGGUGCACACUUUUUGGACAAUCUAUCCCCAAAGGCAUUCAUGGUUUUGGACUUGGUUAUACACACAAAAAGUAAAGGAAGUAGUUGUGUAAAGAAUGGAAAAAAGAGAGCUUGAGAGAGAAGUUCAAACCCCGCCUACUUUCACACCUCAGCACAACUGGCCAAUCACUGUGUAGAAUGUGCGUGGUUGUCGGAUUGUUUGUUUCGGAAAGUUCCCAAAAUUGUCGGACGCAGCUCUCCCUUAUUCCGAUGUAGAAAAGAGAGUAUCAUUUGAAGCAUACGGCCCUUAAGGAAGGAAAUACGAUGUUUAAAUUUUUACAGGAAAGCUGUCUAGUUUUUAGCUAAUAUGAUCAAAACCUAAAUCCUUACCUUUCCCAAAACAUAAUCUUUCAAGAUUAACAAAAUCUUCCAGUGUCCAUGUCGAGAGUUCGUGCAUGUUUCACAGAUUUUUGACUGUGUUGGUUUAUCAUUGCUGAAGAGAUUCUUGGUUUAAACUUUCUCAGAGCCUUACGAAACUAGAUUUUACCUUUUGGUGUAAAUCUAGCUGUAGAACUAAGAUGAGUUUUGCAAGUCUCCACUUUCCAUCACAGAUACCCCAAAAAACAAACCACAAACUCGUACCGCAUCCAGUAACAGACAUAACAGCAGAACCAGUGAACCGUCUGAACCCGUGGAGGACGAACUGUCCCAGCAGAUCAGGGCCUUUGUAAUAGUUAAAGAGGACAAUCUAAAGACGAUGCCUGGCAGGUCCGUCUCUUCCAGAGGGUCAGCGGGCUGGAAAACAGUUUGUGCUGCAAAAACUAAUCAUUUUAAUAGUCAUAUAUUCAGACUUCAAAUUGUGUUCAUUCAUCAAGAUGAGAACAUUUUCCUUUUUUCCACUUGUAAAAUUACCACUCAACAGUUUUUUUUUUGAGAAAAAAAUCUGAUUUUGAUGAUAAAACUCAAGGUGGAAUUUGUUUGCAGCAUAGGAGAGUUGGAUGCUUGGUAAAAAUGAUUGCAGACACACAGAUGUCUCUCUGACAGAGAGGCUCUGUCUUUGUCUCCAUACAAACUUCACGAUGCAUCCAUCCCUACCAAAUCCCAAAACACCCGUUGCUUUUAGUUUGAUACCAUCACACUGUACAGCCUUUACACAUGAUGUAAAUACUAAUGCACGCAAAAAAAACUCAACCGCCACCACCUCCUACUCUGUUUUAACAGCCUUUACCAUACCCAGUCACCUCAUCAAUCAUCUCUCAUUCAAGCUAUCAAACCAAAAAAAUAAACCAAAGGAAAGGCGUCAGUCAGCAGCCCCUGCUCCUUAGAAACCCCAGGCUGAGUCCCAGCCUGAUUAGAAGCAAGCCAAAGGCUUUAAGAACGAUUUAAAAUUAAAAAAUGGACACUUGAGACUUUUUCUAUUUAUUGACAAAUCGAAACCAAAGAAAACCUUUUUCUGCACCUAACUGUUCCAACAAAUGGAAAAAAAACUAACUGAAGAUGGAAGAGAAUUAUUACCAAAAACAAAAAACAAAAAAACAACAAAAAAGAGUGGCGGCGACGAUGUCGAGGAUGGAGGAUGACGACGACGACGAGAAGGAGGGAGGAUAGAAGGAAGGAUGACAUCAUGGGAAUGGAGAAGUAGCUUUGUUCUGCCUGAUGUUGUGUCAGGCCAUCUUUAAGGGGAAGCAAGUUGGGGACUGAAAAGGGUAAAACCACACGGGAAGGAGGGAAGGAACCUACGGAGGACGCCGUUGAACAUUUUCUUCCCUCCUACCCCCAAAAAAGGCAAAACAUUAAUGUGUCUCUCACGGUUGAAGAGUGUCUUUAACGUGUGCCUAUGCAGUUUUUCAAAGUAAAAAAAAGGUUAAAAGAACAACAGAAACCUCAUCAGCUAACAAACCAAAGAUUCACCGUUAACUCCAGUAGCAGUUCUCCUCCCCCCGAAAAGAAAAAUCUCGACUUUCGCUAAAACACCAUGUACAUACCUACAGCAUGAUGUGCAUCCAUGCUGGGAGCGAUGUGCUAUGGGUUUUUAAUAUUUUCCGCUAAUUAUUAUUCUACUACAUCUGUUGUACACAAAACUUUCUGGGUUAGCAUGUAGGCUAAUCAAGCAUGUUGGGCCUCCAAACUUUCAAGCUAGUAGCAUUUCCUUCAUCCUUCUACCCUUAUUAAAGUUGACAAACUUAGCCAGGAUGUUGAAUCACAAUUUCUUUCAGCAUGGCCAGUAUUCUGCUUGUAAGCUACUGAAUAUCUAGCUUAAUGUCCCCACAAAACACUCAUAUAGAUCUGUACAGGAUUGUGUAAGCUAAAAUGUAUAGAUCUGGUAUUUUGACUGGUCAUUCCUCCAGCAUGGUGUCAACACAGUAAUAUAUCCUUCACACCCACAAACUUUACCAUGACCACACGUUACCACAAACUUCUGAUGCUCUAAAAGAGUAAAACAUUUCAAAGUUUCUCAGAUGGCUGAUGUUGCUGUUUGUGUUUUUUUUUCCCGCCACAAGUCAUUACCUGCUCCACAGGACAAAGUCUACCUCCAACACUCUCCAGUAGUAGUAACAAAAGCUGCCAGACAACAGUACAGGGACGGUUUAUUUUUUCCACUGCUUCAUGUCCAUACGGUUUGACAUAUUUGAGCUGGAAGCAGCUUGGUGUGUCAGCAUCCAGAAAAAACAUCAACUAGCUGUUGACUAUUACUCAAAUGCUUCCAUUUUUGCUUCCACCCAGUCUGGGGAUUCAAAUAAGCCAAUUUUUCAUGUUAAGCUUGCUGUUGUCCGGCUCACUUGCUACUGCGGAGAGAGUGACAAUGUAACGCUAUGUGAAACGUACAGUACAUACCAAAGAUUUUCUGCUGUACAAACAGUAGCACACCGACACCUUUUCUUUUCUCCAUACCCAUUUAAGAGUCUAGAACAAAUCCUGGAUCUGUGAUCUAGAUCGAUCAAUUUCUUUUAUGUUAGUCACUCACAGUGUUGUUUAACUCACAGUCUCUGAGUUUUUACUUUUCAACCCAAACCCAGUAGAAACCAGCUGAACCAGACAGACUCAGGUUGUUUCGAGCAGGAUUUGGACCGUUUACCAAUUGGGACAUUAAUCAUUUAAUCUACAAAUAAAAAUGAAAUUAAACUGAAAAACAAAUGUCAUCCAUUCUGAACACUGCAGAGUUUCACAGGGGUAUUGGAUAGAAAACAGGCGUCCUCACUUCUCUCGUUUGAGAUACGCCCAAGUGCGAGACUUAAUAAUAUUAAUCUGAAACAGGAAAGUUUCAAAAUCAGAGAUGUGGUACCAGACCAAGAAAUUCAUGGCCUGGGGACAAUCCAGGGAACGAAAGUCUGCUUAGUUGAGUUUUGGCUAACCAAAAAAAAAGCACUGCUGGCUUGGGUGGAAAAGUUUAAAAAGGUGGAGAGCAAAUUUUGUUAUAGCCCGCAUUGCCAUGCUGGAGGAGGAGCUUCACAGAGAGUGAUGAUUGGACAUGCUAACUGUCCAUAGCUAACAAACCCCAUGUUAGCUUGUUCUUUAGGGGGGAGGACCUAUGCUGCUGCUCCAUAUAUAACAACAAUAAAUGAAACAAAACCAAAAAACACUACACCCGCUGAGAGAAACUGCUAAAAUAUCGGUCAAAUAGCUUUAUCCACAGUUUUCUCUCUCUCUUUCUGUAUGUAAAGCUUCUAGUCCAAAGAAAUCUUCCACCCACCUGACCAUCCAAUUCUGCUGACCACGCCCAAUGGAGGGGCAUGGUUUAUGGCGCAGGGGGUGGUAGCCAUUUUCCAUUCCCACUUGCAGUUCUGUCUGGAUGUAACACAGGCUAAACCUGCCAAACCAAAAAUAUGAGUAUGAAACCAAAAACUGUCCAAAGAGGUUUUCAUUGCUUGUUUGUUUUUAAGUACUUAAAAAUUAUUUGCCAAUACUUAUGUGUCUACUAUUACUACUAUGUUCCUACCUAGGUUUUUGCAAUAUGUGAUUUUUUUUAUUUAAUGUAAUUUAUGUUUUCUUUUUAAUUGUGAAUUAAUUUAAGCGAACAAAUUUUGUUGCCAAAUCUCCCUCUGAACCCUUUUACCCUUGAUGAUGAUUAGCUUUGCCAAAGUUUACAUUGUAUGUUCCCUUUUCUUUCUGUUCAAUGCUGUAUUUAUUUAUGAGGUGUUUUAGAACACACUAGUUUUGUACUUAAUAAUAAUUUAAUCCUAUUUAAUUAGAUGUAAUUGUUUUUUGAUGAAUAUUUAUGAGUAUUUAAGAAUGUUAGUUGCAUCAAAGAUGCAGUGCUUAUGCCAGGCCAGUUAAUUUAUUCUUAGUUAGCUUUACUUUAAAAAGCAAAUGAAAUAUUGUUUUAUGAAUGUUUAGAUUUAAUGACAGAACAAAGUAGGAAUGUCAGAUUAGACUUCUGCGUACUUCUGAAUGUCAACACUUGCUCUCACUCUUUAGCCAAUCUAGUUUUUUGUCCUGGUAAUUCUUUUUCAAAACCAAAAACAAUCUCUUUAUUACAAAUAAUAGCCUACUGAAUGAUGAGCACUGCAUUUAUUUUUCUCUUCCUCCUUGUGAUUUUUAUGGCUAAUUUAUUAGUUGUUUUGUUUUUAAUUUGUUUGCAUCCUACUGACCAUUGUUGUACAAGCAAUGAAUUUCAGACUGAUGUUCUAGUGACACUUGAUCAGGUGAAGUAAGGGCCACACGUUGAUAUAAACUGACUCACCAAAGGUAAUUGGAAUCCUUGAGAGGCCAAUAAACUGUGUGUGUUUACAUCCAUAUAGCUCAUACCCUGGUUAAGGUCUUAUUCUUACAUUUACUUUACUAAAAUUAUAUACAAUACACACAUGUUCAAAAGCAUUUUCUUGCACUUCAAUUCUUAGACCAGAUUAUUUGUUGCAUUUUAGAAUCAAACAGAUUUGAGCUACAUGUCAUGUCUCAAACACCUGCAUAACUAAAUUAAACAAUAUCAAAAAUGCUCUUAUAUAGUCUAUGGAAGGGUAAAGAGGGGUGGGUAAAUGAACUGUACUUGUAUAGCGCCUUUCCAGUCUUCCGACCACUCAAAGCGCUUCAGUUUUAAUUGUUUCAUGAUAAAGAAAAAAAGAAAAACUUUUAUUUUGUGAUCACAACCCUAAGGAGCCUCUAAGAGGACAUGAGCAAAACCUUUUUUCCCCAAGUUUUGGUGCACACCAGAAACAUUAAAGAGUAACUUAACACUUAAAUUACAUGUACAGUAACUUUAUUACACUGUCUAUUGAUCCUGGUCUCGUUUUAUAGCGUUCAUUGCAACAGAAGUUAUUUACCUUUUUCCAGAGAAAAUCCCGUAAUUCUGUCAGGGUGUGUGUCAGGAUUCGAAUGCAUUUUUUGUAUUUGUGAAGGCGCCAUGUUCAAGCUAAAAAAGGAGUGUUAAGUUGCUCUUUAAGUUUUGGUGCACAGCUAAGAUAGUUUUUCGUCUGCACCAGAUUUCUGGCGUACACUUAGGUGCUCCAUACGACCCAACACGCUGUUAAAAAUAUUUUGAUGAUCACCGAAUAAUUAUAAAAAAAUAAUUUUUACUAUUUUGUUAUCUCAACAUAAGCUGCCCAAGUGAAUAAUUAUUUCGUGGUCCUCUACAAGAUUCUGUAAAAACACUGAGCUUCAGAGGAACAACAUAAAGCACAAUGUGGUGUUUAGCGUGAUUCCAUAUCCCAGAGAAAAUCUGCAAAUUUCCAACUUUUUCAGUGAUUCUACAUGUUGGUAUAAGAGCUUAUCCAGGUUAUUGUAAACAGGAUGUGAUGUUAACACACACCACCUCUACAGUAAAAUACCUGAAUAUCGGAAUAUUGCUGUGUGUGACUGCAUGAAUGCAAACACACUGACUUGUUUCAUUCAUUAGAAAGGAAACUGAGGAGUCCCUUAAAGCUAGCUGCUUCCAAGACUGACUUUGUGUGUAUGUAAAAAGAAAAAAAAAACUUUCUACUUCAAUAGUGAGAACCAGAGAGGCUACCUCACUGACUGUCCAUUUGUCCUUUUAAUCGUGUUGAUGAAACCAAAGAAACCAAAGAUUUGUGUCCUCUUCAGUACGGUCUGCGCUCAGCUCCAUGCUUGUGCUCUCUCUUCUUAAGGAUGAUGCCACAUUUUGUCCUCCUUUCUGUUUUCUCCAUUUCUCUCCCUUCCUCCUUCUGUCUUUUCCCUCUGUCUCUUCGCCUUGCAUUGGGUCUUCUCCUCAAAAAGAAUGAAUGUGAAAGAUGCAGGUGUAGUGUGGGGUCAGGUUGUAUGUUGGAUAUCAGCAAGCAGAAAUACACAAUUUUACAUUUUAGUGUUAGAGCAGAGUAUGUUUAAUUUUAAAUUCAGUAAACUGACAAACAAAAAGGCUGCUGGAGACUAAGAAAAAGAACCCCAAACUUAGAUAAAACAUUUCCAUUGUUAGCUAGAAAGAUGAUCUGUAAAUAAUGGUAACUAAUAAUGAUCAAAUAUGGGCCCAGUGGGGUCUGCUUUGUCAAUUAUUUUCCUGACUCCUCCACAGCUGAAGAAGAAAACUUUUAAGGCCUCAGUAUGCUUCAAACGAACUAGGUAGCACAACAAAGACAAAAGUGUUCAUACCUGUUCCUAAUGGCACCACUAUGGCAAGAAAAGUCUGCUGUCAAAGAGGAUUAUACGCCCUAAUUCUUCCAUCAGAGAGAGGGUUCCAGAUGUUGUUAUACCAUCUGACAAGCACUUUGUUUGAAGCAUAAAGAGGCCUUUAGACUUCCAUAUGCAAAAGUGCUGUUUUGCACUGAAACAUAAAAGCUGCAGAUUCAUGAAGUCUCAAUGGUAGCUGAUGUUUUAUUGUCCUGACACCAGAAAAAAAGGUAGUCCUUCAAAUUGAUACUCUGAAAGUGGAGGUCUUGGAUGAGAAGAUGAAUCUCUUGGUGUUCUGUUCAGACAGCAAGCGUUCUUUGGGCUAUUUUUAUUUCCAACAACAUUCUCCCCUUUUUCUACUUCACCCUAUCUUGCUAACGGUAAUUAGAUGGCUGGCUGUUACCAACUUUGUGCUGCGUAGCAACCACAAUGCUGCAGCACUGCUCUGACUCUUCAAGCUCAAGGCUGAAGUUUUCUCUUUGAGCGGUAGGAAACCUAACAAACUACUUGUGGUCCUUAUAAUUAUCUGUGAAGUCAAACUGAAAGAGGAAACGUUAAUAUUAUUGAGUCCUACCAGACACGGCUCUCCUGUUGUUAUGAAUAACUCUCCUGCUUUCUCAAAACGAACCUAAACAUGAAGGAUCACACAUAGCCAAACCUCCAACUCCUAAAGCUCAUGGAGGCCAUUUUCUUAGGUACAGCGAUGCUUUUAGCUAAAUGCUAACAUCAGCAUGCUAACAUGCUUACAAUGCUGAUGUUUAGCAGGUAAUGGUUACCACAUUAACCAUCUUCAUUUAGCAUGCUAACAUUUGUUAUUAGCACUAAACCCAAAGUACAGCUUAGGCAUUAGUUUUUAGGUAUUUGGUCAUAAACCAAAGUAUUGAACAAACAGAAAGUUUGAGCUAAUGAUAGCACUACAUCAGUCUACUACAAAGUCAGGGGAUCACCAAAAUUAUUACAAUCUAUCCUGUGGGGACCUUGAAUAUCUGCUCCAAAUUUCAUGGCAAUACAUCCAAUAGUUUUUUUAGAUAUUUCAGUCUGGACCAAAGUGGUGGACCAAACAACCAAACGACCAACUGAUACUGAUAUCCCUAGAGCCACGGCGCAAGCGUGGCUAAAAAUCCUCCAGCAGUUGAUUUGAUUGAUGUUGAGUUGUUGGUGAACUUCUCGGUUCUGCUUUGUGGGCCCUGGACUGCCUCCAUGAGACCAAAAACACAACCCUGAGAUAGAUGACGAUACUAAAAUACUCCAUGGACCUUAUACUGACACGCAUGGCUGGAAAAGCAAAGCAUACUGAAAUCAUGCAGAAGAGAGUGAAGGGCAAGAGCUACAAGUUGGCUGAUGUUUUCACCAGCAUGGAGAAUGAAGGCUAAGGAGUCACAUCACAUGUGUACAAGCCCAUGUUUUAAAGGUUAAACAGUCACAACACUUAGAAGAAAUGUAACUGUCUAUGUAAUAAUUUGAUUCAAUUCAUAAAACUGCGUUGUUGUUUUUUUUUCCUGAAAUCAGCCAUAUGCAAGUAGGAUUAGAUGCCUGGGAUCUAUACAUCCAGCUGUGCCAUUUUGCUUCCCUUCUUACAAGCAUUUGGCUUAAAAAUCAACCAGGGAAGCUGAAUGGCAACAAAUCAGUUGGUUGUUCUGGUUAGAAUCAUAGGUUGAGUCAGUUUUCAGACUCUUGUUGUCGCACUUGUCUUUUCCGAACCGGGCUGCUUCGAAAACAAAGACGUAGAGAGUGCUUUUGUUGCAAAGUAUGAGAUAACCUUGGAUGAGUGCCUUGCAUGGACCAAAGCGAAGUCUAGACCUCUCUGUUGUGCUGUAAACUUUCUAUUCCUGUGAAAAAUAAAUACCUCAGCGCUGCCGCUAGGCUUGAGCGCCUGAGUUUCCUCUCUGCUCUCUGGUACUUUGAAAUGCACUCAACGCAAAGAAAUCCAGAGUAAAUACCAAAGGCUCCUUUUCUGUUUGACUCUUCUCUUUUACUAUCCCCUUUUUUUUUCCUUUCUUUAUUCUGAGCUGGGUUUCCAUGGUAAAGCUCUGGUUUUACAGCUCUUUGUGGCCCAGAUCUAAUCAUCUUCUCACAGCUGUCCAAAGGAGAAACCAAGUCAAAUCAGAUUUUCCUUGUGUUUAUACACAGAUCUGAGAUGAUGACACUGCAGCUACGUUGACUGAAAAGUGUAGAAUACCAGAAAUUGAGUUAAAUAUAAUUUAAAAAAAAUGUUAUGUUUGUUUAAAGCUGGUCUGAGCAGCAGAUGAGCAGGAUUCAACACAUGGAAAAAUUCAAAGAGUGAGAAAAUUUAGACUCUUUGGCUUCCGGAAACAUGGAAGGCCAAAGAGACAUAAAAACUAAAUAACACUGUAACUUUCUCACACAUUGUUUCAUGAUUUCAAGUUUUCUUGACACCACAAAAUAAAUAAUACUUUGUGAUCACAAGAAAUCACUUGAUUGUGAUUCUUAAUUGAGACAGUAAAAAAAUAUUUUAUGAUCUGAACAUAAGAAUAUUUUCUUGGGAUUGCAGCAUAGUCAUUUUGUGAUCAAAGGAAUUCAAAUCUUAUUAUGUUGACUCCGUGAUGAUUACAUGAUGCUGCCAAGCAAUCUUCUUGAGAUCAUGAAAUUCAUUAUAACAAGAAACCAAAGCCUGUUCUUCUGAGAUCUUAACAACAAACAAUUUUGUGAUCUCGGGCGUACCACAGUAUCAUCUUUACCUACACGACCAUUUAAACAAACACUAAGUAUUUAAUACAAAUUGAUAUUUGAACCCAGCUUUGGUGGAAAUGCAGCUUGUUCUUUUCACCGUCCUCCUUCUCUUUCUUCAAAUGGUUGCAAAGCUUUAAAUGAUGAAAAAACAUGGAGACAAACUUGGGAGAGUUGUGCGCAGACCGUGCUCUCUUUACCAAACUGUUGCAGAUAUACCUCAUAGACACUAGUGUUAGGAUGAUGUUAUAAUAGCGUAUGUCAUAAAUUAUUCACUUGCUCUUCUUCCUUCUUUUUUUUUUUGGUAACUGUAACUUUAAAAUGAAACAAAUGUGGGGAGAAAACCUUUACACAUUUUUAAGUUGUGAUUUUUUUGUAAUAGUUAAAAAGGUGCGCUAAAACCAAAAAUGAAAAAUGCUUGUCUUCUUCUAUGCUCUCUUUCUUGUUGAUGUAUUGCAGUUUUCUCUCUGUUCCAUCUGCCGAGGAUUGAGGGAUUUUUAAUUUAAAGUCUUAUUUUAAUUUUGGGUCUCUGGUUCUUUUGAAGGGGUCAUCGUCCCCUCGUAGAUAUUUUUGGGAUUGGAAACAUUGUUGGAAUGAUGCCAGAAUUGACUUGUUUCAGCCCAGAAUAAUACCGGCUUCUUUGAUCCAUUGAUUUCGUUUUAAAUCCAGCCAUGUUUUAUUUUAUUUUUUUGCAUCAUUUUUUUACCUCUUGUUUUGGUGUCCUUCCUUUCCUGUUAUAUGCUAGCAUUACCGUGACAUUAUCCAUACAGCAGUGCUAUAGGCCAGAUUUUAUGCAUGAGUAUAUUUACAAUUAGCUAGCCGUGUAAUGCAUUGUGAUUCUUAUUAUUAACCUUAUCAUUGUCAUCCUCUCAUUUCAUUUCCAAUACCGUAUGCUAUACACACAGAACUUUGCGUUUUAUCUAGCAUUAGUAUGACCUUUGACCUGCUGAUAUAAAACUUGCAAACUUGUUUCCAUUUAAAUCAGUUUCAGAGGGUGAAGCAUCAGUGUCUACACUGAGAAGGUAUCCUAAGGGCUUCCAUGAGCUACACAGGUCAAUUUGUCAAUUUGGCUAAUUUGGACAACUGCCGUUCCUGUGAUAGUGACAGUUAAAUGCAACGUGAUGCAUGGGAUAUAGAAACGGUUUUGACUGAAUUCAAAGUGAGAAAGGAAAAGAUCGUUAGCCAACGACAAACAGUGACUACAGGAGCUCUUCGGCCACAGCCUGGCUCUGCUCUGAUAUACUAAAAUGUAUUUUAGGGUAAAUUUUGAGGGAUUUUUAUUCAUUUAUGUUCAUAUAUCUAAUGUUUUCCAGUGGCUUAGCAAAACAUUAUCAAUUGAUUUUAAACUAACUGUCCAAUUAAAAAAAUACACUAAGCCCUACACUCGGGGAACCCUUAGGUGAAUGAGAGGGUAAAUGUUUCCAGGUAGAAUUUAGUUUUAAUUGGACAGAUAAAUUAUACUCUCUGGGUUUAAUCAUGCAGCAGUCGGCAAUCAAACAACACAAGAGUGAGAGAACAAAUGGGCCAAUGAACAAAAUGAAAGUAAAGGCAAAAAACAAAACAAACAGUUUUUCUCAUCUGGAUUUAAGUUACUUCAGGAAUAUCAAAUGGUAAAUAUGAACUAAAGUUUAAGAUCAAUGCGCUUGACCAAAAUAAAUCCCUCAGUGUUUUGUGUCUGUAUUAAAGUUCAUGCAGUGUUAAAGGAAAACCAAAGUACAUUUUAGAGCACUUCCAGUCCUACUUGCCUUCCAUAACAUCUGAAUUUGGAAAAUAGAAAACCUUGUUGUUUUUGAGUGGAAUAUAUUUUGAAAAUGUAAAAAUGGGCUUACAAAUUGCAUAGUUUUGUAGUUCUUUUGUAGGUUUUCUCUUUUUGGAUGGUAAAGUUUAGAUGCUGAAAUCUGAAGAUUUUCAGAUGGAUUUUAGCACAAAGAUUAAUGCGCUAAAUGCUGAAAAAUUGCUUGCUGUAAACUGAUGCUGAUAAGCUUUUGGACAACCCACUCACAGUUGAAGCAGACAUUUUCUAAAAUUGCUAACGUGUAAGUUCUUUUAUACACCAUUUAAAGAGCUUCCUGUUAUCACAUUUUUUCAGCUUAAUGUCAAAAAGUUAAAGCAUCCACAGGGCUGUAAUUGAAAUAUAUCUGAUGGCAUCGUUCAUGCCUAAACAUGCUUUUGGCCAUAAGAGGAUAUUUUUUUAAUCUUGUACACACAAGUUAUUAACUUCCACUAUCAAUAUCCUCUUUCAGGACUUCAGGGGCUAAACAAAUCAGAUUAAAUCAACAAAUAUAUAUAUUUAACUGCAUUUCCCAUAUAGACAGAGUUACAGUUAGAACAAAACAAAAAAAGGUUUUGAUUACAUCAGCGACAACAGUGAGGGGUCAAAGGUCAAAGUGGCAGAUCCAUGACAUCAGUUUUUGAACAAUUUCACUAUCAGUCCACUUUUUAAGUUACUGUGGGCAUCUAAAGGCAUCACAAGAGGCUACUCCUGAGCUAAACAUGUGAACUGUAUUGGAUUAGUCCUAGUUUCCUCCUCAAACAUUAAGUUUGACUAAAUUAUCCAAUCACAUGCUCUCCCACCAAAACUUCCCCUAACCCAAAACAGUAUUUCAUUCCUUUCUGUUUACUGACCAUUUUUCUCUUUUCUUUUUUCUUUUUUUUACCAUUUUCUUUCAUGUCAUACAGUGAUCAAAACUCAAGUGAUGCAUUUUUAUUUUCUGUAUUUGUCUGGAACAGAAAAAGAGAAGUGACUGAAAACUUGUGGUGUGGAAUAAAACGAUGAUCAAACAUGAAGGAGAUAUUUGGAGAAUUAAUGUUGUUCCACUCUAUGUACAAAAAAGAAAAAAAUCAAUAAAGAAAUCACAAUGGUCUUAUCCAUGUA
Molecule: messenger RNA, 16578 nt
Organism: Siniperca chuatsi (mandarin fish)
Lineage: Eukaryota; Metazoa; Chordata; Actinopteri; Centrarchiformes; Sinipercidae
Gene: onecut2
Product: one cut homeobox 2
Exons: 3
Coding region: 320-1900 (526 amino acids)
Biological process (GO): regulation of transcription by RNA polymerase II
Cellular component (GO): nucleus
Molecular function (GO): DNA-binding transcription factor activity, RNA polymerase II-specific; RNA polymerase II cis-regulatory region sequence-specific DNA binding
Source: RefSeq, a predicted model, not a curated record